Molecule: messenger RNA, 1845 nt
Organism: Chenopodium quinoa (quinoa)
Lineage: Eukaryota; Viridiplantae; Streptophyta; Magnoliopsida; Caryophyllales; Amaranthaceae
Product: protein FAR1-RELATED SEQUENCE 5-like
Exons: 3
Coding region: 1-1845 (614 amino acids)
Biological process (GO): regulation of DNA-templated transcription
Molecular function (GO): zinc ion binding
Source: RefSeq, a predicted model, not a curated record
AUGGAGAGCGAAGCCCAAUCAUCUGGUGUAGCUAUGAACAUUGAUCACAAUGUGUUGGAUGAGAUGAACCAAGUCGGUCAGAAUGACGACAUUAUAAUUCCUGAUCUUAAUGAAGAGCCAGAGGAAAAUGUUAGUUCGUCAUCUAAAGGUGACCAUGUUCCUGUUAACCAAACUAAUAGCAAUGUAGACGAUGACAAUAACCGUGUUGCUGCCAUAGCCCUAGCUGUUGGGAUGUUGUUUCAAUCAGGUGAAGAAUUUGCCCAAUGCUGCCAUAAGUACGCUUAUGAGAAAGGAUUUGAAUUUUAUGUUAGAACAGAUACAUUGAUGAAGGGGUACAAAGUAGUAGAUGUCAAUCUUAGAGGUGUUGGGAAAAAGGAGCCAAAGUACCAUAUGAUGUCCCGUAUUAGAAUGGAUUGGGGAUGGUUUGUAAUCACACAAUGUGUGUUGGACAAUCAUCCUCUUUUGUCGGAUUGUACAAGGCGCAUGGUGAACUAUAGAGGUAUAGAAGACGAUAGCUAUGAGAGAAUGGCUCUAAACGAUGCUGCUGGGAUCUCUUUGGGUAAGAGCUAUAAUUCGUUCGUUAUUGAGAAAGGAGGACCUUCGAAAUUGUCAUUCACCAAGCAAGAUAUGAUAAAUGUAGUGCACGUGCAACGCCGCCUUAUCUUAUUUCAAGGGGAUGCACUUGCCGUAGAACAACACUUUACAAAGAUGACCGAAGAAGAUCCUAAUUUUUAUAGUGAUAUUCAACAAGAUCAAGAAGGAAAACUUCUAAAUGGUUUUUGGUAUGAUGCUAGGGGUCGUGCAAUGUAUCGAGAUUUUGGUGAUAUUGUGUCAUUUGAUACAACCUUCUUAUGCAGGUACAAAAUGCCAUUUGCUCCAUUUGUAGGCUGCAAUCAUUAUGGGUCUACUAUACAUUUUGGAGCUGCCUUAAUCACUCAUGAGGAUUUCGAGUCGUUCGAAUGGGUAUUUAGACACUUUCUUGAAUGUAUGUGCCAACCUCCUAAAGGAAUAUUGACUGAACAGUGUAAAGCUAUAGGGAAGGCAGGGGAAAUUGUGUUUCUUGAUGUGUCGCACAGGCUAUGUUUAUUUCACAUUAAGCAAAACGCAGCAAGGAAUUUGGGGAAGUUACCUAGAUGGAAGGAGAUAGAGGCAAAUUUGAAUCAUGUUGUGCACGAUAAUUUUUGCAUAGAACAGUUUGAGGAUGCAUGGAAGGUUAUGGUUACAAAGAACAAGUUGCAAAAGAACACUUGGUUAAGUGACGCAUAUGCUAAUAGGCAUCGGUGGGCUCCUGGCUAUUGGCGUAGGCUUUUUUGGGCUGGCAUGUCAUCAACGCAACAUAGUGAAAGCACGAACCGUGGUGUAAAAGUGUACGUGUGUUUGAAUACUGGGUUGAUGCAAUUCAUGAAUCAAUUUAAUGCGUAUUGUGGUGGCUUAGUGGAAAGGGAAAAGGACCUAAAUUACAAAACAAAGCGUAAUCCAUUUUUCUAUGACAACAUUGUACUAGCCGAGGUGGUGUUUAGCAAGGCUUACACAAAUGAUAAGUUUUUGGAGGUGAGGGACGAGGUGAUAGGGCUAAUGCACACCAAUAUAGUUAAAACAGGCAACAUAGGAUCAAUGAUUUUGUAUGAUGCAGACGAGAAGAUCCCCAAACCAGUAUGGAAAGCAACAAGGCGGACGUUUAAGGUUUCCGUUGAUAAAGAAAAAGGCGAAUUUAGUUGCAGCUGCAAGCUUUUUGAGUUUAGGGGUAUCUUGUGCCGGCACAUUAUCCAGGUGAUUCAUACUAAAGAUAUCGAGUGCAUCACAGAGAAGUACAUUUUGAAUCGAUGGAGGAAGGAACGACCCUAA